Molecule: messenger RNA, 1521 nt
Organism: Microdochium trichocladiopsis
Lineage: Eukaryota; Fungi; Ascomycota; Sordariomycetes; Xylariales; Microdochiaceae
Product: permease of the major facilitator superfamily
Exons: 7
Coding region: 1-1521 (506 amino acids)
Biological process (GO): transmembrane transport
Cellular component (GO): membrane
Molecular function (GO): transmembrane transporter activity
Source: RefSeq, a predicted model, not a curated record
AUGUCGCAACCAGUUUCGCUUGAAGAGAAGAAGAAGAGGGAUGCCGUAAAGGGGGACGUCGAGAGCGUCAUGGCUGGCUCGAGCGAGACGGUGCCCAAAGACAAAGCUCUUGAACUCCUGGCGAACCACAAUGUUGAGUUCCACGCCGACUCGCCCGAGGCCAAGCGCGUGCUUCGCAAAAUUGACUGGAGAAUCAUGCCCAUGAUAUUUACCGUCUACCUCUUGCAGCUUAUGGACAAAAACAGCCUCUCAUUUGCUGCCAUCAUGGGAAUCAGGAACGACGCAAACCUCACCCCGGCGCAGUAUUCGUGGCUAGGUUCUAUCAUCUACUUCGGAUACCUCGCAGGGGAGAUUCCAGCCACGUAUCUAAUGCAACGCGUCCCCUUAGCAAAAUAUGUGGCCAUUAUGUCAAUGCUCUGGGGAAUAGUUGUGGCAAUGCAUGCCGUCUGCCACAACUUUGCCAGCCUGGCUGCUGUCCGUUUCCUGCUCGGCUUCAUCGAGGUGUGCGUCGCCCCGGCAUCCAUCUAUAUCACUGGAUCGUGGUACACCAAAAAAGAGCAGGUUAGCCGGGUUGCGAUUUGGUAUACAACCUCGGGAUGGGCCGCCGUGUUUGGCGGUCUUUUCGCAUUUGCACUCAAUCAAGCUCCGACUUUCAAGUGGCAGGGAUUGUUUGUGCUGUAUGGUGCCCUCACCUUUGCCGUUGGAGUCAUCUGCUGGUUCUGGCUAGCCGUGUCCCCGACCGAAGCGGCGUGGCUCACCGAGGAAGAGAAGAUCAUCGCACUGGAACGCGUCCGAGAGAACAAGACGGGAACCGAGGUGUGGAAGUUUAGCUUGCCACAGUUGAAAGAGGCGUUCUGCGACGUCCGCUUCUACAUGAUCUUCUUACUGCUGGUCUCGACCGGCCUGCCCAAUGGAGGGAUCACCGCAUUUGGACCGACUAUCAUUAAUGGAUUUGGCUUCAACAUCAACCAGACCACAUUGCUAAACAUGGGAUCUGGCUCGGCGCAGGUCGUGGGCACGUUCGUGGCACUUUUCGUCGCAAAGAUGACAAAUCGUACCAUUGCGGGCAUAUACACGCUCGUCUUGGCCAUUGUGGGCGUUGUCAUGAUGUUGACGAUUCCUGCGGAAUACAAUGGUGCUCGUUACGGCGGCUAUACACUAACGAUGCAGUUUCCUAUCUGUGUCCUGUUCAUCAUAACAUUCAUGACCGCCGGCGUUGGUGGCUCAACCAAAAAGUUCGCUUUCGGAGCUGCAUACCAGCUUGGCUAUUCAGUGGGCAACAUCAUCGGCCCCCAGACGUUCCAGGCUUAUGACGCGCCAAACUACUAUGUUGCCAAAUAUACCAUGCUUGCCUUCCUGGUCUUCACGGCAAUCCUCCUGGCUGCCAUGGGUCUGCUACAUAGGUUUUGGAAUUCAAGGAGGGACAAAGAGCAGGACAAUCUUCCCACUGAGCACGUGGAGAAUGAAGAGUUUGCAGACCUCACAGAUUUCCAGCUUAGAUCAUUUAGGUAUCCUUUGUAG